This is a messenger RNA of Oncorhynchus gorbuscha (pink salmon), 5048 nucleotides long. It is a transcript of the gene bcl6aa, whose product is annotated as BCL6A transcription repressor a. Gene Ontology annotation, cellular component: nucleus. The transcript has 9 exons. Bases 2651 to 4786 code for a protein of 711 amino acids. Gene Ontology annotation, molecular function: protein binding; DNA-binding transcription factor activity, RNA polymerase II-specific; RNA polymerase II cis-regulatory region sequence-specific DNA binding. Gene Ontology annotation, biological process: regulation of transcription by RNA polymerase II. NCBI's taxonomy places the organism in Eukaryota, Metazoa, Chordata, Actinopteri, Salmoniformes, Salmonidae. The record is from RefSeq and is a predicted model, not a curated record.
UCUAUAAUAAUAUUCACUUCACUAUUUACGGCUCUGUUCGCCUUCUGUCGGUUUUUGACAGUGGAGGCGUUUCGAUACUGUACUGUGCCGAUCGCGAAACAGACAUGAGAUGACGUGGUUAUUCUGUUAGAUCUGACUUUACUGCCAAUAAUGAACAAGGGACUUCAGUUUAACUAAAUGCUUCCUUCUUUAUUUUAAGCUAAAACUUGGUUUAGAUCUGACCUGGCUGGAUUUGGUGUAUUUUGUAUUUACUAUCAACGGCGUUGCACAGAAAGGAUUUCAGUGGUUAAUAUAACGUGAUUCCCAUCCGCAUAACUAAGUAACUUGCACAGUGUGUUUGGGCUUGUGGCAGAUGGGCAGGGGUAGGUGUGUCCGUGUUGUUAUACUACAUUGUUUUAGAUAUCCUGACAGUCUUGGAGACAUCAUCUAACAUCGGGAUCUGGUUGCACGAGAUAUUGAUUGUCUUGUUUCGCAGUGUUUCUGCCUCCCCCCUACACACACACACACCUCACGGAAAUAUGGUUUUUAGUUAGUAGCUUUCCACAGCCUAGUUUACGAGUGCAAGUUUGUACCUGCGUGCUAUCUGUCUGGAGCCAGGGAUGGAUGAUUUUAGGCAUCAUGACAGGAAAACGGAACAAUGUCGUAGUUAUAGUAUUUUGAAUGGUUAACAUAUACAAUGUUGCAGCAUUAGAAUAUAUUUGUUUGCUAAGCUUCCAUGCAAGAAGUCUGAUUUAAAAAAAUCAAAAUAAAAUAAAGUAGAUUUGAAGUGUAGUUAAGUGUCUGAAAGUAGUACCUUUCAAUCUCUUCAUCUGUGAAUUUGAUUUGAAAAGUGAAUAACCGAAGAAAAAAAAGAAUCAUUUUUAACAAUUGGAAAAUACUAAAGCAAUAGUCGUAGGUGGGUUGUAGCCUCUGUUGACCGCGGAGAAGAAGCCUGUGUACUUGUGUACAUGAUUCAUUUGGUGUCGAGUGGUAUCCUGAGACUCGGCAUUGAGUCAAAGUUGAUUAGUGCUCGUUCCAAUGUGUUAUUGAACGGGCUGGCUAUUCCACGUGAAGAAACUGUCCUUUUAAAAACAUUUAUUACAAUGGUUUGGACGGGGGGGGACAUGACGUGGUAGUAAAUUAGGAUACCCGUUAAAAAGCAGACUGCAGCCUAAACAAACCAACUUUGACAAGUGUUCUCAAAAUAUGCUCAAGUCUUGUUGUGCGUUGCAAAUGACUUUGUGUUAUUGCCAGAACACCGCGUUUCCUAACCUCGGUCCUGGGGACAUCCCUGUGUGCACGUUUUUAUCUUUGCCCUAAAACUAAUAAAAACGUGAUGAUUCAUGAGAUGAUUUGAAUGAACUGGGUAGUGCUAGGAAAAACCCCAAACUUGCACCCAUUGGGAUCCCCAGGACCGAGUUUGGGAAACACUGCCAUAUAACGUGUUCUCUUGCGCCUGACUACCCGCUAUUUAUAUUGCGGAAGAGCACACGCAUACAUUUCUAGGCUAGUUUAAUAUAUUGAUGACAUCUUGUGGUGAAUCAUAUUUAAAUAUUCAUGGAGCGGUUUGCCCUGUAAUCUACUUUUAGAUUGCAUUAAAUAUUUAAGUGUAGUUGUGUUAUUAUUGUUAAUAAUAGUUUAAUCAUUCUGUCUUCUGUCAGUGCACAGUAAAGUUAAAUCUGGCAACUUUUGUCUGUCGCAUUCAUACAAAACUUGACAUGCUAAAACAAAAACAAAAAAGUUUCUCUCCAUCUCAGAUUAUGUGUGAAUAAAUAGUGGUACGGUAGUUCUUCUUUAAUUAACGAGAUCGCCGGGAAAAUGUAACUCUGGAGUGUGCUGUUGAUUCGGAUGGAAAAUGACUUCGAAUCCCGAUACAGAAUGUUCAAUACGUCAGAAUAGUGCCCCGAUGAUGGCACACACGUUAUCAUUUAAAAGACGCACCGCUUUAUCAUUUGCCGUAGCCGGUGUGUCAACCAGACAGGUGUGUGGUGUAGUAUACUGUACUCUUGGGAAAAAGUUUCCAACACCUGGCGUCUUGUAUUUCUCUACUUUAUCAUGUCCUGUUUCCAUGCUGGUUGUGACAGUGUUGCUAUGUGCUAUUAAAUGAUAAGCUGCCGCCUAAACCACAGGCGUUGACUGCCUAACGCAGGGCUAGACUUUCUGAAUAAGGGUGCCGGGGCUGUCAUUCAUCCUCGAACAUUCACGUUUGUGUCGCAACAAUACAGAAAUCAAGUGUUCUCCCACUUGCUGAACAGAAAAAGUUACUUGAAUGAUCCAGACUGUAUGCUGUUCAAUGGCGCUGCCUAUUGGCUGCAAACCUCUACUGCAAUCAGGGAUAUGAUGAGAAGCGACGAGGGCUAUUUCCUAUAUUAAAAUAACCAAUAUUUUUAAAAGAGCCCGAUGCACCCAGCCUUCCUGCCAUGCUUUCUCUGGUAUGUCUUAAUGUCUCAUUAAACUACUGCUUCGGGACCAGGGCUCUCCAUACCCUGUGGAUGUUGGCUCCAACCCCAGUUGUAACUAACCUGAUUUCAUUUGAUCAAUCAGAUGUGCUAGAUUAGGGUUUGUGCAAUAACCUACAGGAGGGUAACUCUCCAGGAACAGGGUUGGAGAGCCCUCCAGAUUGAACCACGUACCCCCGGUUCUCUCCUUCAAAAUAGCAGAGCUCGACAAGAUGGCUUGCGCAGCAGACAGCUGUAUCCAAUUCACGCGUCACGCCAGCGACGUGCUGCUGAACCUCAACCGGCUGCGGAGCCGGGACAUCCUCACAGAUGUCACCAUCCUGGUCAACAGACAGCAGUUCCGCGCUCACAAGACUGUCCUCAUGGCCUGCAGUGGGUUGUUCUACACUAUAUUUACGGACUCUCUGAAGUGUAACCUGAAUGCCAUCAGUCUGGACCCCAAGGUGGACCCCGAGGGGUUUGCCAUCCUCCUGGACUUCAUGUACACCUCUAGACUGACGCUGAAGGAGAGCCUGGUCAUGGCCAUCAUGAACACAGCCAUCUACCUACAGAUGGAUCACGUUGUGGACACCUGCCACAGGUUCAUCAAAUCCAGUGACCCUGGCCAGGCCAACAAGCUGCCCAGAGAUGAGUUCUUGGUCAGCCCCUUGCUGUUACCUCAGGGCGUCCAUGCAUACCGGCCCCACGAUGUGGUCGACAACCUGCCCGGCCGCGUCGGCCCCUUCAGAGACGGGAGGCCCUACGCCUCCAGCGUGUUCAACGGGGUCAAUUCCCCCAGCAACUACCACCUCUACGGUCAGUUCCCCGUCCAGGGGUUCCCUUUCCCGCUCUGCAAGCUGACAGACGCCAAAAACAACUUCGCUGACUUCUCUAAAGGCGGGAUCCACCACAAGCACUGUUCCCCCCCGGACACGGGCAGCGCCAUGAGGGUUGAUUACAGCCGAGCGGUCAGCGGGGGCUCGGCCAGCAUCCACCAUACAGCCAGCUACGCCUCCUCCAGGGAAGAGGAGAUGAGGAAGGAGAGCCAUGAGGGAGGGGUCAGCCAGACUGGUGGGGUGGGAGGCUCCAGGAAGAGAGGGUUCGCCGCGGCGGCCCACGAGCAGCAGAAGGUGAUUCUGGGUAAGGAGCACGGUCCUCAGACGACAGAGGAAGAGACGAGCCAGCAGCACUACCCUCUGGGGAUCUCCUCAGCUGGACGGAAGGGCCUGAUGAGUAGUCCUCAGAGCCCGCUCAAAUCGGACUGCCAGCCUAACUCCCCCACCGAGUCCAGCAGCAGUAAGAACGCAGGCCUCUCCCUCUCCCAGGCCGGCCUGUGUGGUGCCCUGCCCCUACAAGGCAGCCAGGAUCCCAAGGCACGCAACUGGAAGAAAUACAAGUUUAUCGUGCUCAAUCAGAGAGCCACCAAGGAGGAGGAUGUUGGGCUGCAGGAGCCGGUGGUCUGCUCCCCCCAGCGCCUGGGUUUGCCCCCCUACCUCCACCCCUCAGACUCAGAGCACCUGGACCCGCAGGCCAACACCAAGAUCAGUGAGCACGGAGAGGACCUGCCGGUUCCACAGGCCUCCCGACUCCACAUCAUCAACAGAGCUCUGGAGGGAUCACAGAGGAGCUCUAACAACCACUCCUCUCUCUACAUCAGCCACUUAAAGUGCACCUCCUGUGGCGCCCCGCCCCCGCAGCACUCUGAAGUGUGUCCCAACACCCCGGCUUCCUGUUUAGCGGAGGACAUGAUGUCAGAGUUACACUCGGAGUACUCCGACUCCAGCUGUGAAAAUGGUACGUUCUUUUGUAACGAAUGUGACUCCAAGUUUGCGGAAGACGAAACCCUGAAGCGCCACGUGCUGCAGGCCCACAGUGACAAGCCAUACAAGUGCGACCGUUGUCAGGCUGCUUUUCGCUACAAAGGAAACCUCGCCAGCCACAAGACUGUCCAUACAGGAGAGAAGCCGUAUCGCUGCAACAUCUGUGGUGCUCAGUUCAACAGACCAGCUAACCUCAAGACCCACACUCGUAUCCACUCAGGAGAAAAGCCAUACAAAUGUGAGACAUGCGGAGCUCGAUUCGUGCAGGUUGCCCAUCUCCGUGCCCAUGUGCUGAUCCACACCGGGGAGAAGCCAUACCCGUGUGAGAUCUGUGGAACGCGCUUCCGUCACCUGCAGACGCUGAAGAGUCACCUGCGCAUACACACAGGAGAAAAGCCCUAUCAUUGCGAGAAAUGCAACUUGCACUUUCGCCACAAGAGUCAGCUUCGAUUGCACCUCAGACAGAAACACGGAGCGAUUACCAACACCAAGAUCCAGUACCGCAUGUCUACCACAGAGCUGCCAACAGACCCGACCAAGGCGUGCUGAACCCGAGCAGGCAGAUAGUCUAACAGACGGGCCAAUCUUGACCACGGCAUUCAAUGACUCCCCCCCCCCCCCGACCAACGCGUACAAUCAUCCCAAAAUUGUAGUGCCACACUGUGUCGAUCAGGUGAUGGUUCAGUAACAUGGCAGUGUAUGUGUCAUUUGAAACGGGUGUCCUCUAACAUGUGAACGUAGUACCAUCUAUGGUAUCUUAGUCAAUUUUAUUGUUUCUAUAUAAAACCGUAUAGAUAUAAUUGUGCUGGGA